This is a messenger RNA of Carya illinoinensis, 905 nucleotides long. RefSeq lists its product as uncharacterized. Bases 9 to 827 code for a protein of 272 amino acids. The transcript is spliced from 5 exons. The record is from RefSeq and is a predicted model, not a curated record. NCBI's taxonomy places the organism in Eukaryota, Viridiplantae, Streptophyta, Magnoliopsida, Fagales, Juglandaceae.
CAGAAGCCAUGAAAGAGGAGCUCAUUGAUCGUGUUCGGUCUGACUUCGUGCUCGACUGGGAACGGGAAAACCACCGAUUGACGGUGACAAAGGCACUUCGUAAGCGCUUCAACUCCUUCCAUCACGAUUUGCACAAGAUUUACCAAUCAUUUGAAAGCCAUGAAGAGGCGUUAGCUAGUGGGACAAGCUUGGUGGACCCUCUUGUAUGGGUCAAGUUGUGUGGAAGGUGGGGCAGUGAUGCAUUUAAGAAAAUUUCAUCUCAAAACCGGGAGAACAGGAAGAAGCAGGCAAUUAAUCACACAUCAGGACGUAAAUCAUUCGUCCGAAUCCUUGAGCAAAAGCGCGCUGAGAAUGGAAAUUUGGUUGACUUCUAUAAAGAGACGCGCUGGUCGAAGAAGAAGAACAAGUUUGUGACAGAUGCUACAGAAGAAACAUACAAGGAGAUGACAGGUAGGUUGGAUGGCCUAGAACCAGAGCAACGUAAUGAUGAGGCAGCAGAGACUGUCUUCAGGGAGGUCCUUGGCCAUCGACCUGGAUAUGCGCGAGGACUCGGGGAGAUGGUCAUUCCCGAGUCAAGUAGACAACGUGACCAACUUAAGAUGCAAUGCUACCUGUCUGAGAUUGAAAGACACAAGAAAGACUCUGAACAACAUAAGAAAGAUGCUGAAGCGUAUAAGAGUCAGCUGGAUGAAAUGAGAUCAGAGAUGCGGGCUCUUAGGGCGCAUCAGAUGCAGACUGAUAGAUUGCUUCAGGAGUUCUUUAAGGAUCAUCCUUCAUUCACUGAGUCGUAUCGACAGACUCAGUGUAACGAUUCCCCCGACCCAUAAGGGGGGUGACAUGCUCCUUGGUUUUUUGUACUGGAUUGGGUGGUUUUUUGUUAGACAAUAUCACAACUGGGCAAUACA